AUGGACAAAAUUAAGACACCCAAGGAGGAACCCCAAGAGAAGACCGAGGAGCAACCCACGACUGUUGAAGAGUACCAGAGGAAAUGGGACCAGAUGCUUCAAGACACCGCAAAGCAGAUCGACAAGAUUCGAGAAAAUGAGCUAGCGAGGAGGUCAAAUAAUAAUAAUCAAACCGAGCAGCGUUGA
Molecule: messenger RNA, 186 nt
Organism: Penicillium concentricum
Lineage: Eukaryota; Fungi; Ascomycota; Eurotiomycetes; Eurotiales; Aspergillaceae
Exons: 2
Coding region: 1-186 (61 amino acids)
Source: RefSeq, a predicted model, not a curated record